Messenger RNA from Trematomus bernacchii (emerald rockcod), 4212 nucleotides. Its product is annotated as enhancer of polycomb homolog 1-like. The record is from RefSeq and is a predicted model, not a curated record. Gene Ontology annotation, biological process: regulation of transcription by RNA polymerase II. The transcript is spliced from 14 exons. Gene Ontology annotation, cellular component: piccolo histone acetyltransferase complex. Bases 246 to 2684 code for a protein of 812 amino acids. NCBI's taxonomy places the organism in Eukaryota, Metazoa, Chordata, Actinopteri, Perciformes, Nototheniidae.
CGCCAUGUUGUCCAUGGCGCACUGAACCAACGGUAGGGAGCGGAGCGUCGGAAAAAAACAGUCCGAGAGAGAGCGACCAAGAUCCGGGCCCUUCCCCCGGCUCCGUUGGCGACGCCCUAAAUACAAGCUUUACAACGUUAGAGUAGAGAAAAACCGCACAGAAACAUCCAUGAAAGCGCCACUCGGUACCGUUGUGAAUAUCAGGAGAUCCGAUAGAUUUAUAUUGCAUCUCGAGUUGUGAAAAAAUGAGUAAAUUGUCGUUUCGGGCGCGAGCUCUGGACGCUACCAAGCCGCUGCCCGUUUUCCGUUGCGAGGAUUUACCCGACCUGCACGAGUAUGCCUCCAUUAACCGGGCCGUGCCGCAGAUGCCCACGGGGAUGGAGAAAGAAGAGGAAUCGGAACACCAUCUCCAGCGGGCCAUCUCGGCGCAGCAGGUUUACGGAGAGAAGCGGGACAACAUGCACAUCCCAGUGCCCGAGGCGGAGAGCGACAUCACGUACUACGAAUCCCUCUACCCCGGGGAGUUCAAGAUGCCAAAGCAGCUAAUUCACAUACAGCCUUUCAGCUUGGACGCAGAGCAGCCCGACUACGACUUAGACUCGGAAGAUGACGCGUUUGUCAACAAGCUGAAGAAGAAGAUGGAGAUCAGCUUCCUGCAGUUUGAGGAGAUGAUCGACCGGCUGGAGAAAGGCAGUGGACAGCAGGCGGUGAGUCUUCCCGAGGCCAAGCUGCUGCUGAAGGAGGACGACGAGCUCAUCAAGGAGGUUUUCGACUACUGGAGCCGCAAGAGGAAAACCAGCCGAGCAAACUGCCUCAUCCCAAACUGCAAGCAGGAGAGACGGGACGGCUCCAGCACCAGCGACCCCUACGUGGCCUUCAGGCGGCGCACAGAGAAGAUGCAAACCAGGAAGAACCGUAAGAACGACGAGGCGUCCUACGAGAAGAUGCUGAAGCUGCGCAGGGAUCUCAGCCGAGCCGUCACCAUCCUGGAGAUGAUCAAGAGGAGGGAGAAGAGCAAGAGAGAGCUGCUGCACCUCACACUGGAGAUCUUUGAGAAGAGGAACGUCAUGUCGGACUACAGUGGAGAGGUGAUGGCGGAGGUGUUGGCUGAGCGGGCGCUGGUGAGGCCGCAGAUCAUUCCCCUGGUCCCCGUCACUAACCAGUACCGACACCAGGACCACAUGGACCUCAAGGACUACAAGUCCAAGCCCGAGAAGGCGGAAGUCCCCCGUCAGAAGAGGAAAUACGAGAAGAAGCAGAAGGCGUUGCCGCUGUCGUCGGGCGCGCCCCACCACCCGGGGCCUGCUGUCUUCAACGCCAAGGACCUCAACCAGUACGACUUCCCCAGCUCGGACGACGAGCCCUACUCCCAGCUGCACUCAGGCUCUUCAGAAGCGGAGGAGGAGAACGACCCAGACGGUGCCUUCGCCUUUCGCAGGAAGGCCGGCUGCCAGUACUACGCUGUGCGUCAGGACCGGGUGGGCAGCUGGCCGUGGUGCGGACCCUGGGACGGCGGUUUGGCAGAAGCUCGUUUCCGCUACAGUCUCACCACGCUCACCGUGCCGCGCCGCUGCCUCGGGAUGGCCCGGCGGCGCAUGGGGCGAGGCGGCAGGGUGUUGCUGGACAGAGCGCACACGGACUACGACAACGUUUUCCACGACCUGGAUGCAGAAAAGCUCGACACGUCUCUUCCCCCGUCGUCUCCUCCUCCUGCAGCUUCUUUGCGCUCGCCGGCCUCCGACAAGUUUGCCAGUACCUCAGAAACAAAUACCUCGGACAGAAGUUCCUCCUCCCUCUCCUCCCCCUCUUCCACGGACCUCAGUCAGAUACUGUUGAAUAUAAGUUCGUGCCGAUGGAGGCACUUUAGACCACGGACACUACCACUACACGAGCUGGACAAUGCCCACCCGCUAUUCAGGAAGCUGAGUCGCAGCCUGAAGCGACCCGCCUCCUCCCCCACAGCCGCGGGGCAGCCGUUUGGCUCGCUGCGCCCGGGGAGGGUCAUCCACGCACCCCCCCCCACUGCUGCUUUCACAGCCGAACAGUACCAGCAGCAUCUGGAGCAGCUGGCCCUGAUGCAGAAGCUGCAGCUGGAGCAGGUCCAGCUGCAGCUGAAAGCCAACAGCACCGCCACUACAAACAGCACAAAGGGUCUGUCUCAUACGUUGGACCAGGCCAGCGCUCAGUUCGCCGCCUCGGCUCUCGUCACCGCCGACAAACUGCUGGCUCUGAAAACCAAGGAGGACCUCGGCCCGGGAGGAGGAGCGGUGAACGGCGUCCUCUCCCCCUCAGGUGUCUACAAGGGCUCUCACCUCUCGAGCACAGCGGCUCCACCUUCCUCUUCCUCCCCGACUCCCUCCCUGCUCCACCCCUCGGCCACCAGUAACAACAACGGCACCGCCCACCACCACCCCAACACCACUAACACCACUCAGGUUCUGCUGGGAAACAACAGCCUCCGUCUGGGGGUUCCCACCGGAAAGCGCGUCCACGCCCCCCGGACGCUGAGCAGCACCACCAUGUCCACGUCCGCCUUAAAACUCGCAGCCGCCAACUGUCAGAAACCCAAGGUCACCGCGACCUCUGCCUCGCCGCUGGACAUAGUGCCCAGGGAGAAUCACGAACAAGAGAAGCCAGCACUGAACAGUCUGUCAGAGAACACAGUGGCCAUGGAGGUCACGUAGGGGGGAGGGGGAGAGGAACCCCCAUUUUCUUUUUUAGGUGCUAUGCAUCGUUCGUUAUUGGUGGCGGAAUGAGCAAGACUUGGUUUCCUCGGCAACUGUUUUGGGACUUAAUUGCAAUGCUCGUCUCGUACAAAUCUUUUUUUCUUCCUCCCCCUUCCCCCCCAUUUCCCCUAUUUGUUACUGUUGAUAAGAGAUCGUCUGUAAAUUCUUAAUAUGACAAUUAUAUGUACAGUACUGCAUAUUUGUAAUACCCUCCCACACACCCCCCCACCCCUUUGUUCUUGUAUAUAACAUUACUUGAAUACAGAAUUGUUCAUUUGUGAUGUUUUGCACUCGAGAUAUAAAAAAAAAAAUCAAAAUUAAAACAAGAGAACGACAAACUGCAACUGGUGCGAGUGUGAGAGAAAUGUAUGUCAUCAUCACAUGGUGCGGGACCUGCUGUUGGAUCUAUUUAUUGUGCCGUGUUUACAAACCUUUAUUUUCCCGUUCAUGUUUUUUAUUUUUAAAUCCGUUUACCCCAAACCCCCCCUUUUUUUUUUGUACACACUGUACCCCUCACCGGUUCCCCCCCUUAUCAGUGUUUAGCUAGAUUAAAAAAGAAAACUUUAAAAAAAACUCUGUAUCAUUUUGGAUGUUGUGAACAUGGCCGGGGGCUCGUCUGAUUUCUGUAGGACGAACUUCCAUGAUGUUCCCGUCAUGUUGCAUUCAGGCGCAGGGCCGGAGAAGAAAAACCACGACGGGUGUGAUUUGUUUGUCGUAGGCAUCAGUUUGUCAGUUUCCACAAUGAUCUUCCAUACAUAUAAUAUUCCUGAGACGAGGAACAAAACAAUGGGGGGGUUGAAUCUUUCCCAGAAGACUUUGCUGCUUCUGAUUUAUCUAAGCACUAUAUCAUUUGUUUGUUGAUUUAAUGCUGCUUUUGUAUGAUUUCCGCCGUCUGGUUCGCACCGGAUGGUUUUAUUUACUUCAUCUCUCAAAGAUAACCCUUUUUUUAUUUUUAAGAAUAAAUAUUUUUGUAUCCCCCACACAUUUAUUUUUUCAUUAUAAUUCCCCUCACUUCAUUCUUUUGUUACUUGUUGAUCAAAAAAUAAAUUAAAGGGAGUAAAAAAAAAAAUGCAGUAACUGACAUUAUCAUUCCAGCUUCUACAUAGAACAUGAUGUAUGAAUUGAAAAUAAAAGAAAAAAAGCCUUUUUUCUCUACUUUUAGAAACUAUCCUGAAGGCUGAAAGGCCUCGAACCACACGUUAUUGGGUGCCUUCAUUUGGGACGUACAAAAAGAAAUAACCGUUAUUAAAAAAAUCAUCGCUUUCUUCUGUGAAGAGUUUGGUACUGAACAAGGCUACUUGUAGUUUCUCUUUGUCUGUACCACAAUCCCAAAGCCUAUUCCACUGGCCCAGUUUAUUCGUGAGUUUUUGUUUUGUUUUUGUAGACCCUUCAACCACACACACACACACACGGGAAAGACUUAAAAAUCCUCUUGAAUUGUCACAAAAUGAAAUAAAAAUCGAGGGCAUUAUGUGUUUGACCAGCA